Molecule: messenger RNA, 576 nt
Organism: Cottoperca gobio
Lineage: Eukaryota; Metazoa; Chordata; Actinopteri; Perciformes; Bovichtidae
Gene: cox6a2
Product: cytochrome c oxidase subunit 6A2
Exons: 4
Coding region: 150-458 (102 amino acids)
Biological process (GO): mitochondrial electron transport, cytochrome c to oxygen
Cellular component (GO): respiratory chain complex IV; mitochondrial inner membrane
Molecular function (GO): enzyme regulator activity
Source: RefSeq, a predicted model, not a curated record
CUAAGUUUCUUGGCGAACGCACAGAUAGGGAGGAGUCUGACACACUGAGUUCAGUUUAGGACAGACUGAAGGACAAAUAAGUAGGAACCAAAGAAAACAACACAAGGAAGGUGUUCGUCAGAAAAACAAGAGGACAAUAUUGAAGAACAAUGUCUGUGUCUCCAGCUGCCUUGGCUGCUCGACGGGUGCUCGCUGCUGCGUCACACUCCAGCCAUGAAGGAGGAGCGAGGACCUGGAAGAUACUGAGCUUUGUUUUGGCCUUUCCCGGUGUUGCUGUCUGCAUGGCCAACGCCUACAUGAAGAUGCAGUCGAGCUCGCAUGAUCAGCCAGAAUUUGUGCCAUAUCCUCAUCUGCGUGUUCGCACUAAGAAAUUCCCCUGGGGCGAUGGAAACCACUCUCUGUUCCACAACCCUCACUACAACGCUCUGCCCGAUGGCUUCGAGAAAUCCCAUCACUGAGAGGAUCAGUCACAUUUCUCAGUUGCUUUUUGCUGCUUAUUUAAAACUCAAGUCUGCAGUGUACUUGGCUUAAAUGCCUCGCACACAGACAGGAAUAAAAUCAUUACAGCGAGUGCCA